AUGCCAUGGCCCCUAGAUGGCCCGCUCGCCUUUCUAGGAUGGACAUAUAUUGGAGUCGCCGCAUUCUGUCAUGCCGAAGGAGCGCUCCUGCGAAGUUCCUACUUUGCCGGCACCAGCUACAGAAAGGACUACCUGAACUUUCACAAAUGGGCUUGCAAUCGUCUAGAACUACAAGCUCCUAAAUUUGUCACCGGCGUGCCUCACUCGACUGUCCUCGAACUAUUCUUACAAGACUACCGAGUCUCACUCAUGUCACAUCGAAAGCCAACCUGGACCCAGCUAUUCCUGCCAAGUAUCAUUCAUCUGAACCCAGUCCACCUGUACGCUUCUGUUCGAAGCGUCUGGGUAAUGUUCGACACAGCACAAGGAGAUGGGCCAUCCGCUCAGCUGUUGCCCUUAUCAGUCAUGCUGGCUGCUUCGACCAUUGGCCAUCGGCUUGACUGGUUGGUACGCCAAUUCUUGUUCUUCUCACUGCCAGUGAGUCAGCAAAACGAAGUAAGCCUCGAGAGGCUCCGAAACGAAACCGCCAACUACCGUCGCGCCUCAUGGCGCGGCUUCAUGCGUAAUACUUGUCAACUCCGCCUUGGUCCCGCAUGGAAAAAUCUCAAAGACUUCCUCCGCCACAGCACGGAAUUGUCUACAUUGAGCAUGAUAGACCCCUCCAUCGGCGCGUCAAGUGGCUUUGCGGCGCUUCGCACGAUGUUUGCACUGAUCGCGCCACGCGCUGUAUUUGGCAAUAUUGCGGACACGGUAGGCCGGUCCAUCGCAUCGAAUCUCGCGGAGGAAGAUUUCUUCCCAUACCUCGCAGCAUUCACUGGUACGACCAUGCUCUCGCGUUUCUUCAACGAGAUUGCUUGGAUGUAUCCAUGGAUGCGGACGUAUCUGUUCCCGAACCAGCUAACCACCCUCAUUCUGACCAGCGCAGCAGAGUGCUUGCAGAUUGUGUUUGGACUGGCGCCUAGAAUAUCGCACCUGUCCCACCUGACUGGCUCAAUCGCUGGUGCUGGCUUGUUGAUCGGAAUUUGCGGGUAUCUAAGACUCCUCCGUGCCGUAAGGGCAAAUCUAGCGGCCCGCUGA
This is a messenger RNA of Cyphellophora attinorum, 1077 nucleotides long. RefSeq lists its product as uncharacterized. The transcript has a single exon. NCBI's taxonomy places the organism in Eukaryota, Fungi, Ascomycota, Eurotiomycetes, Chaetothyriales, Cyphellophoraceae. Bases 1 to 1077 code for a protein of 358 amino acids. The record is from RefSeq and is a predicted model, not a curated record.